Lycium barbarum (goji berry) is the source of this 859-nucleotide messenger RNA. RefSeq names its product protein EMBRYO DEFECTIVE 514-like. The transcript has 2 exons. The record is from RefSeq and is a predicted model, not a curated record. Gene Ontology annotation, biological process: chloroplast rRNA processing; chloroplast organization. Gene Ontology annotation, cellular component: chloroplast. Bases 97 to 678 code for a protein of 193 amino acids. NCBI's taxonomy places the organism in Eukaryota, Viridiplantae, Streptophyta, Magnoliopsida, Solanales, Solanaceae.
CGUCGGGUCAAAAAAAGGCCUCCAUUUAAAACGUUAAAAACUGCAAACCGAAAUUUAGGGUUUGUUUUUCCAAAAAUAUAAGUUGGCAACUCAGUCAUGGCAGAAACUGAACACGAAACCCUAGCAAUGGCUGAGAAAGAAGAAACCACAAUGGCCGAUGAUGACGUGGCGGAUAACGGCGGGUCGAAGCGUCAAAGGGAAGAUGAAGAGAAUGGAGACGAUACGAAGAAACAGAAAGUUGAAGAGGAAAAGAAAGUCGGGUCGGAUCCUGUUAGUGUCGGGUCGAAGAGUUUUGUUUCGUCUGUUGAGAUGUUUGACUAUUUUUAUAAGCUGCUUCAUUCUUGGUCUCUCAAUCUCAAUCUCAACAAGUACGAGCACAUGGUGUUACUUGACUUACUUAAGAAGGGUCAUUCCGAGCCAGAAAGGAAGAUUGGUACAGGAGUUCGCGCUUUCCAGAUCCGAUUUCAUCCACAUUUCAAGAGUCGCUGCUUCUUUGUUGUUAGAGACGAUGAUUCUGUUGAUGAUUUUAGCUUUAGGAAGUGUGUAGAUCAGAUACAACCCCUUCCAGCAAACAUGCAAACAAAACAUUAUGCUAACAGUGGAAAAGGUGGCGGUGGUGGAGGAAGAGGAGGUGGAUAUGGGCGUGGCCGUGGAAGAGGAGGGAAGCCAAGAUAUUGAAACAGCUGACAUUAGAUGGCCAAUUUCUUCUGAUCAGUCUUGUUAAGUGCUGUUUAAUCUAAAUUUUGGUCUGUUACACCUAUUAUCCCGUUUGACAUAAUGUUUUUGCUGGUUUAUUUUCAUGCUAUGAGUUCUCGUGGCGUCAUCUAUUAUCUUACCAAAAGCUGAUUAAAUUAUUGCC